CGCCACGAGCCGCAUCCUGCAAGAUGGACUUUCACAUGUCAAACACUUCACCGGCGAAUUAAUGCUGAGGGGUCCUGUAGGUAGUAGACACGUUUUAACAAAGAAAAAAAACAAACCGCUAUUGAGGUACAGGAGGAAGCCUUUUGGAAUGCGUAAACGGAGGUGAUGCACAUGGCACAAGAAGAGAAGAGAAUUGAUUGAUUGAUUGAUUGGUUAAUUGAUUGAGCGUUGUUUAUUAAACCAACGCGGCGAGGGAAAGGAGAAAAAAAAUCGAUCAACCGCGAUUUUUUUUGUUCAAGCUUGUCGAGCUCACCCGGACAAUGGCGGCGGUAACGAGCCCGGAAUCAAGCGCUCAGCCGCGGGUCUAUUUCCAGACGCCUCCCGGUACUGAAGAAGAAGUUCCCCAGAAGCAAGGACGCGUGACGGUGAAAUAUGACCGAAAGGAGCUGAGAAGGAGGCUCAAUCUGGAGGAGUGGAUAGUUAGCCAGUUAAUGACUUUAUACGACUGCGAGGAAGAUGAAGUACCUGAGCUGGAGAUCGAUGUGGACGAGCUGCUGGACCUGCCGAGUGAUGUCGAGAGAGCCAUCAGAGUGAAGAUGCUGCUUGUUGACUGUUACAAACCUAAUGAUGACUUCGUGGCUGCGCUCCUGGAGAAGGUGCGAGGCAUGCAGAAGCUCAACACCCCACAGAAGAAGGGGGACAUAACCCCAUGAACCACCCACCAGCUCCUCCACCACUACCACCACCGUUACCCCGUUCCUCCGCCCGCGCACGGUGGAGAAGGACACGCAGACCGUACUACUCCACUACUGCGUGUCAAACGGAGACGAGCGAGGAGCUCAGCCAAGCCAAUCUCAGCUGCAGGUUAAUCACUCCAACUGUCUUACUUUCCGUCACUACAGUUUCCUUAAUAUAUUAUUCCCAUAGAGCGUGUGCUAGUGUGUAUUUUUAGCUUCAACAUACCGUAAGAAGGCAGGACGUGUUGUGGAAUAGUUAGUGUUAUUCCGUUAUUAGGUUUUUUUUUUUUUUUGUAGGCUUAAACACUAAGUGCCAUAGGACAUGGCUUUGUGCAUCUGUAAUCGAGUAGAAAAUUAGGUUGCAGCUUUUUUUCUUCCAUGUAGAUCUCACCUAAUGUCUUUUUAUCUUUUUUUUUUUUCUUUAAUAUUAACGAUACGUUUUGAAAUGGGCUACGGCAGCUAUUAGAGACGACACAGCGAGUGACAUUGUUUUUAAAGGAAUGAAGUGUCUUAGAUUAUGAUGUACUUUGAAGUUAAACUGGGGGGGCCGGGGGGGACAAGGAAACCAGGUGGGUGGGUUUCGUUUGUUUUGUUUUGCGUGUUUGAGACUUUCCAUUUAGUAGGGUUUUCGGGCAUAACCGAAUCUAACGUAAGACUGAAUCUCUGCUUUGUGCUCUAGGUUCCUUCUGGAUGCUUUAAAACAGAAGGACAUCAAUUUCUAGAUCAACAAAUUCAAUCCGAACUGUAGCAAUACCUUGAGAGUGCAUUUUUUUUUUUU
This is a messenger RNA of Clarias gariepinus (North African catfish), 1515 nucleotides long. It is a transcript of the gene ppp1r14ba, whose product is annotated as protein phosphatase 1, regulatory (inhibitor) subunit 14Ba. NCBI's taxonomy places the organism in Eukaryota, Metazoa, Chordata, Actinopteri, Siluriformes, Clariidae. Gene Ontology annotation, molecular function: protein serine/threonine phosphatase inhibitor activity. The transcript has 4 exons. The coding region runs from base 321 to 713 and encodes 130 amino acids. The record is from RefSeq and is a predicted model, not a curated record. Gene Ontology annotation, biological process: regulation of phosphorylation; innate immune response. Gene Ontology annotation, cellular component: cytoplasm.